Varroa destructor (honeybee mite) is the source of this 1720-nucleotide messenger RNA. RefSeq names its product ubiquitin conjugating enzyme 6 (gene Ubc6). NCBI's taxonomy places the organism in Eukaryota, Metazoa, Arthropoda, Arachnida, Mesostigmata, Varroidae. The record is from RefSeq and is a predicted model, not a curated record.
AUGCUGUGCUGUGACAGUCGUGAGUGCGCAACUAACAACAGCUUCAGGUAGUGGCAGCAGCAGCAGCGGCAGCACCAUUACCACCACUAUUCCUAGCCCUCCGGGACGAGGCCAGCAGCACCGAUGUGUAUUGACUGCUAUAUUAACCUUUAAACAAAUGCUGUGCUGGUAGUAGCAGCAAGAGGAAGCUGCUGUCGUGCCAAUGUGAUACUACGAUAUAGCGAGUGGAGGUGCGUUCAUCAAGCGGUGGUGUGUGUCUUGGACGUGGUGGUGCUGUGGCAGAAACAGCACGAACAGCGGACGGGCGGCUGACAACGAGCCGUACGGAAAAGCCGUAGCAACAGCGGGCUAACAGAUCUGUGCGACUGCUGUAACAGCCUAGCAGCAGUGUGGCAGACGUACCGACAGCUAGACACAGACAGUGGUGCGACGAGUCGCUGAUUGGUGCUGCUGUACGGGCGCGGGGGCCCUCUGAUUUUGUGCGACGAAACACGACGAACAAGGAGUUUGUUUUUUCAGCCGAAUCUGUGUGUGCGAGUGCUCUUACAUAGUGUUGCGUAGCCCUUUUAGCACUGCUGCGAAAGGUUGUUCCAAGUUCUGUGUGCGCGACGAGGUGUUUUGUCGGUACGUCGGGCCCCGACGAUAGACUUACGGUACGCAGAAACGCUACAAAGUAGUCAGUCUUCGUCGUGGUAAAAAAUUGUGCCAGUGCUUAUAUAUCUUAGCCAAGCAGGCAAUCAAGGAGGGUCUGUCUUAAUAGACAUAUAGCUUAUCUGUUACUUAUACGUACUUAUAGAUAAACAGUGGGAAAUAAAUAUAUUACAACAGAGUACUAGUGUGCAAGGAUGUCUACCCCAGCGAGACGGCGCCUAAUGCGUGACUUCAAGCGGCUGCAGGAUGAUCCGCCUUCAGGUGUGUCGGGCGCGCCGACAGACAACAAUAUUAUGAUCUGGCAUGCUGUGAUCUUCGGACCUCAUGAUACGCCGUUUGAAGAUGGUACCUUCAAGCUAACACUUGAGUUUACUGAGGAAUACCCAAACAAACCACCUACGGUGCGAUUCGUUUCGAAAAUGUUCCAUCCCAAUGUUUAUGCGGAUGGGAGCAUUUGCCUUGAUAUUCUACAGAACAGAUGGAGUCCAACAUACGAUGUCUCCGCCAUUCUUACAUCUAUACAGUCUCUUCUGGAUGAGCCUAACCCCAACAGCCCAGCGAAUUCACUCGCGGCCCAGCUUUAUCAGGAGAAUCGACGAGAAUAUGAAAAGCGGGUAGAAGCUAUUGUUGAACAGUCAUGGCACAACUUUACGGAUGAAGAGGAUCCGGCGAACGCAAAGAAAGAGCCGCCUACAGCUGCGACCGCACACGGUUCAGGAACUAGCAACUCCUAGGACAACGACGACGUUGGCAGCAAAGGGAAAAAUAUAAUGUGAAUUGUCGAUUAGAGCGAAAGAGAAAGCGAGCAAGGGACAGACGAGCAAACACACAUUAUUACUGAAACAAAGCGACAACAGAGAUGCAACUAUAAUUAUAACACUAAUUAAACGAUAUGAGUACGCGGAGAACACAUAGCAGUACCCAUAGCCGAAAUAAACAAACAACAAAAGCAUGAAAAUAAUAACCGGCAUAAUCAUUCUGUCAUAUUAUUCACCGCAACAACAACAACAAUAGCGACGGCAACAACAACAACGACACCAACAAUAUAAACAUCAACAUUAACAACAAU